AAGGGGGAGCCCCCCGACGUAAAGGGGGAUCACUUUCCCCUUGUGUCCGCCAUAUUGGACGGUAACUCUGGUCAGCGGCGCUGGGGCCGAGGGAGUCCCCAUUGCCGUGACAGUCGGUGCGCUCCGCUGCGCAGCGCCCGGGGUGGACCGUGCCCCGGCCCUGCCCGUCCCCUCCGCUCCCGGGCGCUCUUGGCGGCCCCGCGCUCCUUCCCCUCCUUCCCCUCCCCGCUCCCUCCUCCCUUGCCCGGGUGUCAGGCACGAUGAGUCCGGCCGACGCCAAACGCGGAGCCAAGCGCCGGAAGAACAAGCGGGGCGGCGGCCUCAGCAGCACCGGCGGGCCGGGACCCAGCGGCGGCGGAGGUGCCGGUGGUCUGGGCAAGGCCGGGGCGGCGGCGGGAGCGGCCCCUCUGAGGGCUGCGACCCAGGCGGCCGCCGCCUCGCCGAGCGCGGUGGGCGGCCUGCUGACAGCGCCGGCCGCCGGCAACGGAGCCCUGGGCGGCGCCGGAGCCGCGGCGGGACACGGCGAGGUCUCGGUAAAUGGUACACAGUUUACAGACAGUUCUGUGGGAUCAGAGUUCACAGGUGUCUCUCAGACACCAUUUACCUUUGGCUUGGGCCAAAGGGCACCGUAUACAAGUGGCGAGCAUUGUCUUCUUUGUAGAAGUGAACGAAAAGAUACCUCGCUUUCAGAGAGCGGAAUAAAAAACUCUAGCAAAACAGCACUUUCCACAUCUCCAAAAGCAAACAAUAUGCUGCAUCUUCCACUGUGGGUGUGUCCAGACUGUCGAAGAACAGUCGAAAAGGAGGAGAGGCAUGCUACAAUAGAGCAAUCUCUUGUGAGCCAAGAUUUCCUUUUGCACAUGCCCCUUGGAAACAGUGGAUCACAGCAGGAAUCUGUAGGAGGGGGAAGAAUAACUGUUGGUGCACAGACAGUGCCUGCUGCAGAUCUCAGCAAUUCCUCACCUUCAGACAUAGCAUGCAACUGUGAGGCCUGUAAUGAGCGCAGAGAAAAUUCAGCAGAGCCUGAACGUGAACCUCAGCAGCUCCAAAAUUACUGGUCAGAAGUAAGAUACAUGGUUCGAUGUAUAUAUCGCCAAGCUGGGACCCCUUUGGCAGAUGACCAAGACCAAUCUUUGGUACCAGAUAAAGAAGGAAUGAAAGAGCUGGUGGAUAGGCUUUGCGAAAGAGAUCCGUAUCAGCUUUACCAGCGGUUGGAACAGCAAGCUAGAGAAUAUGUGCUUGAAAUGAAGGUUCGUCUGCUCAGACACUUGUCACUGGGAUCUAAAGUUGCAUCAACAUUAGCAAUACAAGGGCCACCACAGGCACAUCAGUUCAUCUCACUCCUACUUGAAGAAUACAGUGCACUCUGUCAGGCAGCAUGUACAAUCAGCGCCUUCCUAGUUACGCUGGAAAAUGAACAUUUGAAGAAAUUUCAGGUGACAUGGGAAUUGCACAAUAAGCAUCUGUUUGAAAAUCUGGUGUUUUCUGAGCCACUCUUACAGAAUAGCUUGCCAACAUUGGUGUCACAGCUAAGGCUUGGAACAACACACGAUUCCUGUAGUGAAGAUAUGUAUAGUACCUUGCUACAAAGGUAUCAUCAGCUGGAACAGGAAAUGGGUCAAGUUGCUGAAGCAUGGCUUGAAUGCCAGAAAAGAAUAGAUGAUUAUGUUGAUGAACAGAUGGCAAUGAAAACAAAACAACGCAUGCUAAAGGAAGACUGGGAAUUUUUUAAACAGAGGCGUUUUAUUGAAGAGCAGCUUAAUAACAAGAAAGCACUAGCUGGGGAGAACAACUUCACAGACACAAUGAGACACAUGCUAUCAUCACGUUUGAGCAUGCCUGACUGUCCCAACUGUAAUUAUAGAAGAAGAUGUACUUGUGAUGACUGCAGUCUUUCACACAUUUUAACGUGUGGCAUCAUGGAUUCUCCUAUAACGGAUGAUAUCCACAUUAAUCAGUUACCACUACAAAUUGAUUCUGCUCCGGACUAUCUCUCUGAGAUCCGCCCACCCAGUAUGUCUUCAGCAAGUUCAGGAUCAGGUUCCAGCUCGCCUAUUACAAUUCAGCAACAUCCCAGACUGAUCCUUGCAGAUAAUGGUUCUGCACCAACUUUUGGUAGUGAUGAUGAAGAUGUUGCACCAUUAUCAGCAAAGUUUGCUGAUAUCUACCCACUGAAUAAUUACGAUGAUGCAGAGGUUGUAGCCAACAUGAAUGGAAUCCACAGUGAGCUAAAUGGCGGAGGUGAAAACAUGGCACUGAAAGAUGAGUCUCCACAGGUGAGCAGUACUAGCAGCAGCUCCUCAGAAGCAGAUGAUGAAGAAGCAGAUGGGGAGAGCAGUGGUGAACCACCGGGGACUCAAAAGGAGGAAAUGUCUCUAGGAAAAAGGACAUUGAGGAAAGAUGAAGCAAAAAUGGAUAGUCCACCACCUUCUUACCCCAGUCAGCAGGCUGACCAAGGUCCAAAUGCUUGUGAAUGUCACGUUUGCAAACAAGAAGCCUCAGGACUAACAGCCUCUGCACUUGCAACUGGACGCCUGCCUGCUGGCCACCAGUUUAUGAAUCCUGAAAAACCUGCACAUCCUGCACUUCAUCUUUAUCCUCACAUCCAUGGACAUAUACCAUUGCAUACAAUUCCUCAUCUGCCUCGUCCACUUAUCCAUCCCACCUUGUAUACAGCUUCUCCCUUUACACACAAUAAGGCAUUACCACCAGCUCCAGUUCAGAAUCAUACAAACAAGCAUCAAGUAUUCAACGCAUCUCUCCAAGAUCAUAUUUAUCCAAGCUGUUUUGGGAGCGCUCCAGAUUGGAAUAGCUCUAAAUUUAUAAGUCUUUGGGGAUCAGAGAUGAUGAAUGACAAGAACUGGAAUCCUGCUACAUUUUUGCCUGAUACAAUUCCUGGGAGUGAUAUUUUAGCACCAGCACUCUCGGAAAUAAGACCUGAAGCACUUCCUACUACGUCUAGCAAUGAAGCUACAGCAGUUACUGACAGCAAAGAGAAAAAAAAUGCUGCAAAGAAGAAAUGUCUGUACAAUUUCCAGGAUGCCUUUAUGGAAGCUAAUAAAGUUGUCAUGGCAACCUCUUCUGCCACUUCUUCUGUCUCCUGCACAGCAACUACAGUGCAGUCAAGCAGCAACCAAUUCAAAGUAUCAUCCAAGAGACCUUCAUCCAUAGGUGAAGUGUUCCACAAUAUUAAUAAAGAGGACCAUAGACAUUCUGCACCAGUUGCACCACGAAAUAGUCCUACCAGUUUAGCAUCACUUCCUUCACUGUCUCCUGCUGCACUGUCUCCAGCCUCUACACCACAUCUUCCAAAUCUUGCUGCUCCUUCUUUCCCCAAAACUGCUGCAACAGCCCCUGGAUUUGUGGAUCCUCAUUCAGCUCUUUGUCCUACUACAGUUGCACCUCCUACUUCAACCACAGACAGCUCUGUAAGUGCCCCACCAAGUGUCUGCAGUGAUCCCGAUUGUGAGGGCCAUCGCUGUGAGAACAGUAACACCUAUGAUCAUCAACAGUACGAUGGAGAGGAGAGCCAAGAUGAAGACAGCUGUUCAGAGCAUAGCUCCAGUACCUCAACAUCCACAAAUCAGAAGGAAGGAAAAUACUGUGACUGCUGUUACUGUGAGUUCUUCGGCCAUGGAGGACCUCCAGCUGCACCAACCAGUAGAAAUUACGCAGAGAUGCGAGAAAAGCUUCGUUUACGUCUAACAAAAAGGAAAGAGGAACAGCCGAAGAAGCCAGAUCAGAUCUCUGAAAGGGAAAGUGUCGUUGACCAUCGAAAGGUGGAAGACUUGCUACAGUUUAUAAACAGUUCUGAAACCAAACCAGUAAGCAGUUCUCGGGCAGCCAAGCGAGCCAGACAUAAGCAAAGAAAGCUUGAAGAAAAAGCUCGACUUGAAGCUGAGGCCAGGGAGAGGGAGCACCACCAGUUGCUUGAAGAACAGAGGCGGCGCGAGGAAGAGGAAGAAGAGAGGCUGAAACAAGAAUUACAACGGCUUCAAGAACUUCAGCAGUUGCGGGCUGUAAAGAAAAAGAAGAAAGAACGAACAGGUAAAGACUGUCAGAAGGUGGACAUGCUUACUCGAAACUGCCAGGCAGUGAAGGAAUCUGUCCCAAACACACCUGAAGAUAUUCAGAAUGGUACACUUGAGCAAUCAGAAAAGAUAGAAAACUCCUCUGGUUCACUGUCAAGACACGUGAAUCAUACAGAACAGAGGCCGGUUUCAGAGACAGGCUGUGAACUAUCCAAUCCUGUAAACACUAGAGACUCAAAGCUGCUUUAUCAGAAAGAAGGGAACGUAAAGCAGCAUGAGCCCCUCUCUUUUCUGCUUGAUAUUAUGCAUCAACACAAAGAAGGAAACAGCAAACAGAAACUAAAGCAGAUAAACAAACCGUGUACUGAACAAGUGAAAAAGCCUGUUGAAUCCCCCAAAGCAGCUGAGAUCCAGACUAAAACCAGAAACCAAAUAGAAUCCAAAGCAAAAGCAGCAGAGCUCCCAACACUUGCAGAACCUAAAAAAGAGGAGAAGAAAUUGAACAAUAACAACAAAAAACAGUUGAAUCAUGUAAAGGAAGAGAAAGCACCUGUAACAAGUGAAUCCCCUUCACCAAGUGAGCAGCAACAAAAUAAUAAGCUAAUACUUGCAGAUUCUCCUCAACCAAAAGGCAAGAACAAGAAAAAUAAGAAGAAAAAAGGGGACAAAGUCAACAAUUCAAUUGAUGAUGUGUUUUUACCCAAAGACAUUGAUCUAGACAGUGUGGAAAUGGAUGAAACAGAGCGAGAAGUGGAGUAUUUUAAAAGAUUCUGCUUGGAUUCUGCCAGACAGACAAGGCAGAGACUUUCCAUCAACUGGUCCAAUUUUAGCUUGAAAAAAACCACCUUUGCUGCACAUUGAAAUGACACAAUAUGGGGAGGGAACCCUGCAGGAAUCAAUGAACGACAACUCCACUUAUCUGUCCUGCUGUGCUGAGAGCUUACCUGGUCUUGAGCCAGUGCUGCCUUGCCUUGUCCCCAGUGCUGUGUGGAUCUGCACUGAACCCUUUGGCCUGAUAAUUCUUGCGGACUGAAAAAUUGCCACUUUCUACCUGAAUUUGUUAGCUUGUGUGCUUGUAGUCUGUGAGUGAGACUUACUUGAUUGUAGCUGUAUGCCGUUGGAGUUGGAACAAUAGCUCUUUUCCAUCUCCUUCUGAAUGCCUUGGCCUCAGAGACUUUAAAUUGCUUAGGCUUGGGUGGAGGCCAAAAUACUAGUUUGCAUCAUCUGCAGUGGCUCCUGUCACUUCUGCAUCUAGCUAUGUUUUGUCAUUCUGACUCCUGACAAAGGAAUGGACCUAGUCAGUUGUGCUUUCAUCUGCUCCAGAAUUCUCCUGACAUGACUUCAUGAAAAAGAGGCUCUUAUGGGACAAGUAUUUCCUCAGUUCUUUCACAAUCUACUGUUUAAGAGUGUACAAGUUACGCUAUUUGUGUUUUGAUUUUUUUUCCUGACUUGUAGCCAGCUUGUGUAAGAAUACUUGCAGAAUGAGAAAAUUUAAAAAAGAACAGUACUCACACUAUCAAAUCUGUUAUAGAGUGUAUAAUUGUAUUAACACUGAAGCCUAACUGGCUACUUUUUUAACAUAUUGUUAAGUAAUAUUAAAAUCAUGUCUUUCUUUUUGAAAGAUGGAAUACAUUAGUAUGGCAGAAGACUUGUGUCUUGCUUUUUUCUGCUCGGGUGGGGAAAGGGAAGAAGAAAAUGGUAUUCUAAACUAUGUUUCAUCUUGUGUCAAAAUCAGUCAGUGAAUGCUACUUAACUUUAGCAUUUUCCUUGUUUGACAGCUCACCUGAUAGGAAAAACUGCUAUCUGCUAGAGCCAGAAAAACUCCUGCUGAAUGCUGGAAUUAAGUUUGUGAAUUCUGUGAAUUAAUGUAAUACUUCUAUUUCAGGAGAUAAUUUGUGAGAAACAUGGUAAUACAAAAAUUUCCAAUUUGAUGUCGGUGCAGAAGUGAAGUAGGUAGGCACAAUGCUACUAUAAUGUAAAUAGCUAACAAUAUAGUAAUGUUUUACAGGUUGCGUAGUAUUGCCCAGUGUGGAAGAAAAUUGGUAAUACAGGAUUUUGAUCUGUGUAAAGAUACUGCACUUGUAGAAGUUUUUCUGACACUGCACUAUUUAUUCAGAAUAGAAACAACAGAAGCUUUUCUUUUACUGCCAGAUGACCAUAUUACCCAAAUUAUAAGGCAGUUUUCCAUACUUUAUUCUUUUUUAAAGAAAAUAGUACUUCCACUCAGCACAUACUCGAAAGGACAAUACAGCUUCAAAGUUCACUAAUGUCCUUUUCCAGAACCAUUCCACAUUUUUCUUUCUUCUUGCUAACACACAUUUUUCUGUGAUACACCCACUGAGCUUGGGACUGCUUUGCAAGACACAGUGUAAUUACACUCAGCUUUGGACUUGAGAAGGUUUGCUUCCAUGUUUCACAUGAGGCCCAGAUAGCUGCCUACAGACUUCUGAGGUAUCUACAGCUUCACAUCCCUCUUGUUGGUCCUGGAGCUCCUAUCCCAGUGUAUGCUGCUGGUGCAAAAAGUAGUUGCUCAUCUUAUACCCAGCCAUUGCAGGCAAAUGAGCCCUCAGCCUCCUCUUGCAGAGGAGGGAAUGACAAUAUCUGUUCUCAAAAUACAGUUCAGUGAUGUAAAGGGGUCAACUUCUGUUAAUUGUCUUCAGAUUCAGAUUGAGGAAAGGAUUAAUAGCUUAGCCUCACUUUUUUUGCCAGUGCAGUAUUGUAGCCUGUGUAUUUAUCUGCUUGUGCUGGAGGAAUAGCAUCUCAAAGGUAAUACCUAUGCCAUUUAGUGCCAACUGUCAGCAAACCCAUGUACUGUUGAAAGUACCUCCAUCAUGUAGUGAAGAAGAAUGAGCUUUGUUUCUUGGGAUCAUGGAGGCUUGCGUCUGUUGCAGCCUGAGUUAUAUCUUACUUAUGUAAAAGGAGAGGGGCUUCUUCUGUGGGAGAGUGGCUGGGGGUGGGAAAUGCUGUAGAACAGCUGAAGCUGGAUGUUUGUGGGAAGUGCUUCUCAGGCUGCUUCAGUUCUAAACCAUAGCACAAGGUGGCAGUGUAUGUCAUCACUAGUUAUUUCUACAUCAGUUAUCAUCAAAUUGACGCAUGGGAUGGAAAAAACUAGUUGAUGUUACAUGGGCAAAUAUUGGUGUAGAUCCCAGCCACUCUAGAAUAGGAAUGCUUUGAAAGUACUGAGAUUUUUAAUGGUGCUAGAAAACUCAUUUCAUAGCAUUUGUUUUCACUAGUAAAUGGGGAAGAAAAUUGCCUUUAUUCUCUACUAGCAAAGCUGUUCAAAGAGUGAUACAUGAAUAUGACUGCUUUUUAUUUUGAAAUCCUGGGUUAAGACAACAGAAGCCCUUUUUACAUUUGAGGAAUACAUGUAUAUGUGUGUGUAAUAUCCUUCAAAGAUACUUGCCUUGUGCUUCACCAUGGUAUAUUAGUACAAUUGACAUAAUUCCAGAUGCUACUCAGAAAACAUGAAGAAUGAGUCUCCAUGGAUCUGCAGUUGUUGCACUCUGAUGAGAACUUACAGG
Molecule: messenger RNA, 7552 nt
Organism: Strigops habroptila (Kakapo)
Lineage: Eukaryota; Metazoa; Chordata; Aves; Psittaciformes; Psittacidae
Gene: FAM193A
Product: family with sequence similarity 193 member A
Exons: 22
Coding region: 261-4892 (1543 amino acids)
Source: RefSeq, a predicted model, not a curated record